This is a messenger RNA of Fundulus heteroclitus (mummichog), 4867 nucleotides long. It is a transcript of the gene wnt4, whose product is annotated as wingless-type MMTV integration site family, member 4. Lineage: Eukaryota; Metazoa; Chordata; Actinopteri; Cyprinodontiformes; Fundulidae. The transcript is spliced from 6 exons. The record is from RefSeq and is a predicted model, not a curated record. Gene Ontology annotation, molecular function: frizzled binding; cytokine activity. Bases 109 to 1167 code for a protein of 352 amino acids. Gene Ontology annotation, biological process: canonical Wnt signaling pathway; neuron differentiation; multicellular organism development. Gene Ontology annotation, cellular component: extracellular region.
UAACAUCCCUCCGUGGAUCCCUCAGUCUCGUUUACUCCUCUCCCCUCUGAGCCCCUCGUACCUCGGGAUUAUUUCCUCCUGUCGGACCUCUGCUCUCUGCCUCUCGAGAUGAGGGAGGAUCAUGUUCUGCGGUGCGUCCUGAUGCUCUGCUGCGCUCUCCUCUCCGCCAGCGCCAGCAACUGGCUGUACCUGGCAAAGCUGUCAUCAGUGGGAAGCAUCAGGGACGAGGAGACAUGCGAAAGGUUACGAGGCCUCAUCCAAAGACAGGUCCAGAUCUGUAAACGCAGUGUUGAGGUGAUGGAUGCAGUUCGCCGUGGAGCGCAGUUGGCUAUAGACGAGUGUCAGUUCCAGUUUCGCAAUCGUCGGUGGAACUGCUCCACUCUGGAAACCAUGCCGGUGUUUGGCAAAGUAGUGACCCAAGGCACCCGAGAGGCAGCCUUUGUGUAUGCCAUCUCAGCAGCCAGUGUGGCAUUUGCGGUCACAAGGGCCUGCAGCAGCGGAGAGCUGGAAAAAUGUGGCUGUGACCACAAUGUACAUGGAGUCAGUCCAGAGGGUUUCCAGUGGUCAGGCUGCAGUGACAACAUUGCAUAUGGAGUGGCCUUCUCUCAGUCUUUUGUGGAUGUGAGAGAAAGGGGUAAAGGCCAGGCCUCCAGCCGCGCUCUCAUGAACCUGCACAACAACGAAGCCGGGAGAAAGGCCAUCCUGUCCCACAUGCGAGUGGAGUGUAAAUGCCAUGGUGUGUCAGGUUCAUGUGAGGUGAAGACCUGCUGGAAAGCCAUGCCACCAUUCCGCAAGGUGGGCAACAUCAUCAAGGAAAAGUUUGACGGGGCCACAGAGGUGGAGCAGCACAAGGUGGGCUCCACUAAAGUUCUGGUGCCUCGCAAUUCCCAGUUCAAACCUCACACAGACGAAGAUCUGGUCUACCUGGAGCCCAGUCCAGAUUUCUGUGACUUUGAUCCACGUACGCCGGGUAUGCUGGGCACUGUGGGACGCCAGUGUAACAGAACAUCAAAGGCUAUUGAUGGCUGUGAGCUGAUGUGUUGCGGACGUGGCUUCCAGACACAGGAAGUCGAGGUGGUGGACAGGUGUAGUUGUAAGUUUCACUGGUGCUGUUAUGUGAAAUGCAAACAGUGCCGCAAAAUGGUGGAGAUUCAUACUUGCCGAUGAUGCAAGAGGGCCAGAGGGCACUGCUGACGGACACAAAAGAAAUGCCCUAUACUCUUCAGUGUCGGCCCAGAGGGAACAAUAACGUUUGUGAAGCUCCCUCUUCUCCUGCUUCAAAAUCAUCCCACCCUUCUACAGCAGCAAUGCGCAAAGAGACUAUCAGGUCAAGCAUCAUCAUACAAAUAUAUUCUGCUGUAGUAAUGGCUGUUCCCAGCAAAGCAAUAGAGUCUGUUUUUUUUUUUACAUAUUUUCACUUUUUGUUUCCCUCACGCUCAAAUUCGGUUUGUCACUGAUGCCUUUUUAUUUUUAUAUUGUUUAACUUAUUUGUUGAGACUGAGGAGAUUGACAGAGGGUGGACACAGAAGGAGACAAGUUGGGACAAUAAGUGACACAUUUGGAGCUGCAACUGGGCAGCUGAGGGUGAAGUUGGGAUUAGAGUCAGAUGUGGAGCCACCUGCCCGGUGUGCUUGAUGCUGCUGCUGCUUUCAGGACUCAUUUGUAGAGCUGGAUGUCAUAAAGGGAGUCGGCGAGUCUGUCAGAGGAUGCACUCGGAUGACACACAGAAACAUAGACAUGGCUCUUCUGUGGUUUGCUCAAUGUGCUGUAGUAAACCUCAGCUAGCCAUGAAUCCUUAACAUUGCCCACUAAAUUGCCCUGAUGUAGACAUGCCCACUAGGGUCUUCUUCCUACAAGGAGGAUGAAGAUCAUAAUAAUGAUAAUGGAGAGGAAAAAGCCACUUUCAUCUCCUUCUGUUCUGUUUCUUGGCCCAGGCAGGUGAUAGGUAACCCACAUAUCUAAUAUACAUACACAGCAGGGGUGUAAUGAGACGUCAUGCCAAGAGAUCUUACAAUACUAAAACACAACAAUAUUUUUCUUUUGAGUAAAGUCUGUGUCAUAAGGCGGCAUGCAACUGCUGACUUUAUCUGGUAAAAUAAGGGGCAGGCUUCAGAAUGGGUUCUGGAUAUGAUGGCGGACCAGAUGGUGGAUAAGAUGAAUAAGAUGAUGGAUCACCAUUACCUAUAUUUGAGGCGCUUUUCUGAAGUAAGACAGGAAAUUCUUCUUGAGCUUCAUUUUGUUGACAGAAAAAAAAGAUUUGUGAAAUGGGUGGCUCAUAACACUGUUAAACGGUCACGGAAGCCUGCCUUAAAUCUUUCUCCUGGCAUCUGUUCAGGUGUUGGAAACAAACAGUGACACAGAAGUAGACGAGAUACAAAUGAUUUAUUGGCACAGUGAGAGCACUGUGAUUGGCUAGCACUUACAACACAAACGUUAGUAUAUGUUUUUGAGUUUCCUAUAAAUAGUUCCGAUCCAUAGUUCCCACAAGUGAUCCACGCUCCUAAACUGCCAUGUUGGUAGACAAGCGCAGCUCUAGGCAACCACAAUCAUCAUGGCUUCCAGGCAAACAAAAAGAAAGUAUAGUAAUACUCUUGAUCAAUGUGCAACAAAAUGAUACGCUGCUGUUGGGAUGAGGUAGAGAACAAACAACUGUCAGACGGCGCGGACAAAUAUAGUUAAUUAUUUAGUGAACACCCAAUUGAGGAGCUUCACAGCCUGAAAUCCAUGAACGCAUACAACCAGUGUUAUAUGGGCUUAGCUAAGGACGUCCGAACUCUUCCUGUUAAUAACACGGUUCUGGUGACUGGCAGAGUGAGUAAUUACAAUAACACACAUACAUGUCCCUGCUAGCUGCAGAUACAGGCUACAGUAGCUAAGCUCAUUUGGCUAGUGCUGCAGUAAAUAUCACAGAUAUUCCCCUCAGUAUAGUAUACUCAUUGUGUAUGUAUAUAUAAACCUAGGGCUAGAACCCAGGACACUGCUGUGAGGCGACAGUAUAAAGCAGAGGAGCGAGAGUUCACCGUGGGGAAGUUUAGCAUAGCAUAGCUAAAGUAACCACAGCAGAGACGCAUUAAAUCAUGAAGAAAAUAGUUACCGUGAUAAAGGGGCUCGGGGCAGAAUCUUGUAAUCCAGACUCGCUAAUGCUCAGCACUCAACUCCUCCAUUUGCAGUCCUUGGUAUUUUCUGAUUUUUGGGAUGUAGUGAAAACUGCGCUUAACCGAACCGCCUGCUCGGUUAGAACAUCCUUUCACCCAAUAUGAAAUAACUAUUGCAAGCUUUGUAAACAAAUUAAAAUAAAUACUCCUCUGUUGUCAAACUCACUCUACCGUUUCUAAAGCAAUUCUACCUACCAACAUGGCAGUUAGUGGUGAUAUGUGACGUUACGUGAAAACAAUGUAUAAGCGUUAAACUAAAGUCACGUUAAACCGCGUCGUAAGAAAAUCUCUUGCUAUGAGCUUAAAUACAUGCUCUAGUUGUUUAGUGUGACAGAUGGACAAAAUACUUAUUAACACUCUCCUUACGAAAGACGGCUUGCAACAAAUUUUAAAUAGUGUCAGAAAGUUUCUGGGAACACUGUGUAGUGGGACUGAUGCUCCGAACAGCAUCUACGACAAACAUAAACCAAUAACUUGCUGUCUAGUUAAUGUUAGAUAGUCUGAAGUGAAUAUAAAUCUUGUUCCUUUCUAGCAAACCAAAUAUUAAGCGUCAUCUUGUCUCCUGAUCUGACUAUAUCAUUACACCCCUAAUACACGGCAAACUAUGCUGCUAAAAAACGCCCACAUUCAGCCACAGCUGUCCAGGACACCUGAAACAUUCAGUCAAAACAGUUACCAGAACAGAUUUCUAAUGAUUGAUUAUGAAUAUCUUUUUGUGCUCUUUCAGAGUGAUGUUGAUAUUAGUCGCCAUGUGUCCAAUGUUAAGUUUGCUUCAUACAAACAUGAGUAACAUGCAUGUACCAGACAACUCUCCAAAGACAAACACGUAUUCACACACAAAGGGGUCUUCUAGAGGUCUGCCGAGCAUGUUCGCCAUGCAUAAUGACUGAAGCACUUUCUCUCCAAGCGCACAUAGAACCCUUGGCACACAGCAACAAGGAUCCAACAGAAUAUUCGCUUUUCCCUGUACGUCUAUCGUGCUCACAAAGAUACAAAACCCACACACAUAUACUUCUUAUAAAUACAAAGUAAGGACCUUGCCUUGCCUUUCAUUCAUUUCCAGUCCUUUUCUAGGGCCUAACACUGACCCAAACUUAACACCAUAGGCCUAAAUCUAUCCCCUAGCCCCCAAAAGAGUGAGGACCAGAAAAAGGCCCUCACUUUUCAUCAAAGUCCUCACUUUACUAGUAAAAUGCGCAAAACUUUUCUCACUCAGCUGAAAGUACAAGUGUAUACACACACCUCUCUCUCUCUCUCUCACACACACACACACACACACACACACACACACACACACACACACACACACACACACACACACACACACACAAAGUUUGCAAUGCCACUGUCAGGACUUCCUGUAACACCACCCUAAAGCCAAGCUUCCCUAUGAUGUGUUAUUAUAUAUGAUAUUAUAAAGACAAACUGUCAAUCUGUAAAGACACUGAAGAAGACCAUACUGCCUAUGAAUGUAUGCUGAUAAUGAAAUAUGAUGUUUUAAAGUUCAGUGUUGUCAUUUUUUAAAUAAAACAAAGACUAUAUGGUAUUUGUAUGUGUGUGAAUGAGAAAUAAUAUUAAAUACCUUUCAGAGAAAAAGUGGAAGAAGAGAGAAAACAGUGGAAUGAGAAACAUGAGAGAUCUUAUUUCACCACAACACACAUACACACACUACAGACAUUCACAUAUUUCAAUAAAAUCGUCCAUUUCCCGUG